Molecule: messenger RNA, 675 nt
Organism: Schistosoma turkestanicum
Lineage: Eukaryota; Metazoa; Platyhelminthes; Trematoda; Strigeidida; Schistosomatidae
Source: the annotation of a GenBank genome assembly
AUGAACAGACUUUUCGGACAAUCUAAACCAAAGCAGCCCCCACCAAAUCUGACGGAUGUGAUUUCUAACGUAGACAGUCGGGCUGAAUCUGUUGAUAAGAAAAUCGAAAGAUUGGAUGCGGAGCUUAAAAAAUAUCAGCUGCAAAUGCAAAAGAUGCGCGACGGUCCUGCCAAAGAAUCCGUAAAAAUGAAGGCCUUAAGAGUCUUGAAACAGAAGAAAGUUUAUGAGAACCAGAAAGAACAGCUUUACAACCAAAGUUUCAAUAUAGAACAAACUAAUUUCGCUAUCCAGACCGUGCGUGACACGAAAGUUACGGUGGAUGCGAUGAAAGUCGGUGCAAAAGAAUUAAAACGAGAGAUGAAAAAAGUUGAUCUGAACAACAUCGAAGACCUUCAGGACGAUUUGGCUGAUCUACUUGUCUCAACUGAUGAAUUACAAAACAUUCUUAGUCAAUCCUAUGCAACCCCAGAUAUUAAUGAAAAUGAUCUGGAACAGGAAUUAAUGGGUCUGUGUGAUGAGCUAGGUACUGACACGACCUAUUUGAGUGAAGACUUCAACGCACCCUCUGUUCCAACCGGUAUUCCUGGAGAUAGUGUGCCAACUCCGGCCACAGGUACCAUUUCAUCUCCUGACAAUAUCACACUGGAUGAAUUUGGUUUACCUCAGAUUUCUUAG